Messenger RNA from Telopea speciosissima, 588 nucleotides. RefSeq lists its product as uncharacterized. Gene Ontology annotation, molecular function: protein binding. Gene Ontology annotation, cellular component: intracellular membrane-bounded organelle. The transcript has 5 exons. Lineage: Eukaryota; Viridiplantae; Streptophyta; Magnoliopsida; Proteales; Proteaceae. Gene Ontology annotation, biological process: autophagy. Bases 19 to 567 code for a protein of 182 amino acids. The record is from RefSeq and is a predicted model, not a curated record.
UGUUCCAAUUCAUCCUUUAUGGGGCUGAUUAUUAAUCCAAGGAAGGAGCUUGAGGAAACGAUGCGGUCCUGGUUAGAUGAUGGGAAUUCUCCCUCAACGUCUGCUUCACCCUCUUCACAUACUGUACUUCCUCAGGUUCCCGGUUGCUCUACCUCAUCGUAUAAUGGUUAUAAUGUCUGUCGGUUGUUAGCAUGGAGGGAGAUUUCUCCACGUGCCAAACACUCAUCAAGAAGACUGUGGGGAGAAACUUCUAAAUGCAGCAUUGAUUUCUUAUGGCCAAAGUGCGAAUCUACUGAUGCAAAACUUAGUCUUGUUUCAUGGGUUGAAGCAGAGUCAUUGCGGCAUUUAUCAGCCAAGUACUGUCCACUGGUUCCUCCUCCUAGGUCGACUAUUGCUGCAGCCUUUAGUCCAGAUGGAAGAACGCUUGCUUCUACACAUGGUGACCACACUGUAAAAAUUAUUGAUUGCCAAACUGGAAGCUGUUUAAAGGUUUUGACUGGUCAUCGGCGGACACCCUGGGUGGUAAGCCUGCAUAUGAUGGGAUUAUACUUUUAUUCUUUGUCUUAAAUAUGAUAUGCUUUUUAGGCA